Molecule: messenger RNA, 2200 nt
Organism: Sclerotinia trifoliorum
Lineage: Eukaryota; Fungi; Ascomycota; Leotiomycetes; Helotiales; Sclerotiniaceae
Source: the annotation of a GenBank genome assembly
AUUUUCAUAUUUCAUUAUUUUCUUUUCUUUGAUUCGUCCGACCUUUUUGUUCUUCCUUCUUUUAGUUCAUUCAGCUUUUCCACUUACAAAGGCUACUCACUACCUGUUUUAGUAGGUACCUCAAUCAAACCAUCAUUGACUUUUCCUUACAUCAUUCGUACAACCUCGAACUGCAUCACAAAUCUUCAACCACAACAUUUCACCCCCUCCCCCAUCCUAAAAUACCAAAAUAUCGUUGGGCCAGUCCACGAUGGAAUCAAUUAUUCUCCCUUCACCGGAUCUUCACGAUGUAAUUGGGAAAAACUUACAAGAUGUUCCCGAUAAAUCAAACGGAACCUUGAAUCGAUCAAGAUUGGCUUCAUUCUCGACAACUCGAGAUUCGAGUAUCUCAUGGGGUCGACGGCAUCACCAUGGUUCUUGGUUACAUUCCUUAGGGUGUGCUAGUAUCAUGACUCUCUGUCCUCUAAUUGUUAUAUUUUAUUGGAUCGCACUUUCACGAUUCGAUGGUUCUUUAACUUCUACAUACAAAACAAUGGCAAUGAUGGGUCCCGUCAAUUUCUUAUGGCAACAUGCACCACGAGGAAAUAUGAGAACGAAUGUUGGUUAUGGCGCUUGGUUGUUGUUUCAAGGAAUUCUUUAUCAAUUUUUACCUACAAAAUUGAGUUCGGGUCAACUCACUCCAGCCGGACAUCUUCUCAAAUAUCGUACGAAUGGUCUUUCAGCUUGGAUUGUCACUCAUGCUUUGUUUCUCAUUUCGUCAUGCUGUGGACUUUUAGAUCCGGCAAUCCUGGCAAAACAUUGGCAAGCAUUAUUGAUUUCAGUCAAUGUUUAUGGUUUUCUACUAUCUGGGUUUGCCUAUUUGAAAGCUCAUUUGAGUCCAACGCAUGAAGGCGAUCGAAAAUUCAGUGGUGAGUUUCAUCCAUGAUGGCAUUCUUGGAAUGUGAUAUUAACACGUGACAGGGUCGAUUUUGUACGAUUUAUAUAUGGGAAUUGAAUUGAAUCCUAGAUUCGGAAAGUACUUUGACUUCAAAUUGUUUCACAAUGGUCGACCUGGGAUAAUUGCUUGGACUCUCAUGUAUGUCAUUAUCUAAUCACAUUGAUCAUACGUUAAAUCUGCCCUUCCUUUUCCUGCAUUAUUCACUCACUAACCUGAAUUCUAUAUAGUGACAUGUCCUUCAUCGCAUACCAAUAUCAAAUCCAUGGAUAUAUCACUAAUUCAAUUCUUCUGAGCACUUUUCUCCAUAUUUUGUACGUGGUGGAUUUCUUCAUCAACGAAGAUUGGUACCUUCGAACCAUUGAUAUUUGUCACGAUCACUUUGGUUUCUACCUCGCCUGGGGAUCUAUGGUGUGGUUACCUUCUAUGUAUACCCUCCAAACUCAAUAUCUCUCAAUAAAUCCUCACUCCUUAUCACCUCUUGCCGCCAUGACGAUAUUCGCCUUAGGCGUUAGUGGCUAUGUUCUCUUCCGCAGCGUCAACCACCAAAAAGAUCUCGCCCGUCGCACUAAAGGAAAGUGUCAACUCUGGGGUGCUCCAGCUGAUGUUUUACGCGUUACUUAUCGAACCAAAGAUGGCAAGGAACACGAAAGUAUUCUUCUUUGCUCGGGUUGGUGGGGUUUGGCUAGACAUGUCAACUAUCUGGGUGAUCUCAUCCUUUCCUAUUCGAUGUGUGCAGCUUGUGGGACCAAUAAUUUACUACCAUGGACUUAUGCAAUUUUCAUGACGAUAUUGUUGAUUCAUCGUUGCUGGCGAGAUGAGGAAAGAUGUUCGAAGAAAUAUGGCAAAGGUUGGGAAACUUAUUGUCAGAAAGUUAAGUGGGUUAUUGUGCCUGGUAUCUAUUGAUGCAUGCAAAUGUGUGAGUGGAUGAGGAGCGAUUCAAUUACAAGGCGAUGGAAAGUAAAUGGGGAUAUGGCUAGAUUAUGGGUCGUUUUUGGCCUGGCAGAAUAUGGAGGUCAAGGAAUGAAGAGCAUGACGAAAUAUUCCAUGAGGGAGAAUUGAUCAAUAGAUUGGGUUGAGGUAUGUAUAUUGAGAGUCGCAUCACAAUAGAAUGGAUGAUGGAAGGGAAGGGAAAAAGAAUGAGGAACAAAGAAGCAAAAAUUGAUGGAUGAAUGGGAUGAAUGGGAUGAAAGAGGUAGUGCAUUAUGAAUGGAGCCAAUAGACCUUAGACACACAAGUAAUAAAAUUAGAUUGCGUCGAAUUCCU